This is a messenger RNA of Fusarium falciforme, 2751 nucleotides long. Its product is annotated as Zn(2)-C6 fungal-type domain-containing protein. Gene Ontology annotation, biological process: regulation of DNA-templated transcription. The record is from RefSeq and is a predicted model, not a curated record. The coding region runs from base 1 to 2751 and encodes 916 amino acids. Lineage: Eukaryota; Fungi; Ascomycota; Sordariomycetes; Hypocreales; Nectriaceae. The transcript has 7 exons. Gene Ontology annotation, molecular function: DNA-binding transcription factor activity, RNA polymerase II-specific; zinc ion binding.
AUGGAGCCAACUACUCCUCCGGCUGGGAUCCGCAAGACAGGUCUCAAGCGGGAGCAUACCGCCGACCCAGCCCACGGCCGCCUGAAGCGUCGCCGCCCCGACAGACAAGCACCCGAUUCUUCCCCUACCCAGCAGCAAGAGUCUCGGCCGUACUCUAUAAUUCCGCAGCAGCAGCAGCAGCAGCUGUAUGUUCCCGUACGGGGCGACGAGAGCCGCCGGCUGGGAAGUCCGGGGCAGCCCAGAGCCCACGACACCAGGGGUAUACCUGUCAACCAUCUCGGGUCCGGCAACCUUCAAGGCGUGGGGACAAGCACCACCAGUGAUCAGAGCGCGAAUUAUUACCCGCUGCACUUAAGCUUACACCAGCACGCACGUCAUGGACACUCAGACGCCCCUGCUAGCAGCAGAGGUGCCCACUCCGGCACUGCUCGUCAAGAGAACCCGCUGGCUCUGUGCUUGAGUCAGGACACUUUGCCACCAUUCGUCUCUCGUGCUGCACGAGAGCGUGGUGUUGGGGGGUACAGCGCAGGGGGAGUGCCAGGGGGUCAGCCUGCAGAGGAACCUCAGCGUUCCCCAGAGGAACCACGGGCUUCUCCGGAUGAAUCCUCUUCUCCUGAGAAUGCUGAGGAUCCGAGUCCCCCGGUAGUUCCCCGCGGAGCAGGUGUCACAGGCACAAACUCUGUUAGGCUAGAGCGAAGUGGCCGUCUUCCCAACUUUCAAACUGAGAACAGGGGAGCUCCGAGCUCUGAUGCUUCUUCGGAGGAGAGCGAGCCCUCCGAGUCUGAGGAUAACGACCUCGAAGACGAUGCUGAAGGUGACUCUGAUGGACUUGAAGAUGAUCAAGACAACAGCAGUCACCUGAGUCAAGGUGAAGAAGCUGACAUUGAAAUUGAAGAUGCAGGGGAUGUAGAAGAAGAAUCAAGCAGUGAGGAAGAAGCCGUCGUCCAACUUGGCUUCCAAAGCCAUGAGGCCUGGAGACGAGCUCUUGUCUCUCGAUCUCGUGGAUCUUACAACCCCAGAACAGUCAGGACUAUCACUCGCACCCUCCAGGCCUCUCGUCUAGACGAUUUAGACUCGGACACUGACAGUUCCUUGUCCUCCUUGUACACCAGCUCCUCGGAAGAAGAACGAUAUCCCCCAGACCAUGGGUACGACACGUCCGACGAGCUCGCCGAGGAGUACCACCGAGCAGAGUUCGCCUACGACGACGAUGACGAAAAGGCCGAGCUCAUCAGGCAAAAGUAUGGCCCGCCCAUGGGGACUCCCGACUCCCCGCCUCCUCCCGGUGAUGAUGCCCACAAGGGGAGGCGGGCCCUGAGGCCCCGGGAACGCGAGGAUGUCAAGAACACGAGACUCAUGGGCGCCUGCGUGCGCUGCAGAAUGCAGAAAAUCAAGUGCAACACGGACCAGAAUAGACCCAAGGGAGAAUGCAUCAGCUGCAAGGCCGUCCACAAAGAGUCUCCAAAACUCAUCCGCUUUAUGCCAUGCCAGAGGCUCAAGAUCGCCGACCUGGUGCUCUACCGCUGCGGAGGUCUCAACCUCACGCGGCGGUGGAAGGGCAUCCAGAUGCGAGACGUCUCUGACCGUCUCGACAACACGCCCACUGUCAUCAAGGUCUCGCAGGGCCUCUGCCGUAAACCACUCCUCAUGCGCGUCGUGCGCUUCAAGCCCAGAGCUGGCGACGUGACAGCCAGGUACUGGACCGACACUCUCUCUGGAAAGGAGACGUUUAAGAAGAAGGAGCUUGCGAGUUACUGUCUGCACGACAUCGUAGCCACUGCCGAGGCGGUUGAGCGGUAUACCAUUGAAAACGCCGUCCCUGCUUUUAUAGACGCCCUCAAGAAUGUGGCGGACAAGGAUCAGGAGGUAGACUGCAUUUACAAGACGGACCUCAUGGCGUUGAAGCACUACAUGUCCCUAACUGAAAAAAGCAACAAGACAAAGACGGACGACGACAUCAGAGAAGCAGGCAUCAUGCUUAACCUCUUCACCCUCUGGUGCGCAAUCCGUCACACGACAGGCUCCUUCUAUAUCGUGGGCGAAGAGAAACUUGGCAUGCUCCCCGAGUACGUGGAUAUAUCGUACCCCCUGAUCGGCAGAGUUUCUGUGCCCCGCAUGAUCGUGGCCCAGUUCGACACGCUCAACUACGUCUGGGUGCUCGAGCGGUUCAAAAACAAGCUCCUACGAGACAUUGACUGGCUUCUUCUGCAGAAAGAUAACCGUUGGUGGUUCACGCUCUACCUGAUCGUGUUUAUCCUCCUACGGGAAGCGAGCGUGAUGACGUUGGACAGGUACCGUCACGCGAGAGCAAACUUUGGGUCCAAGCUGCGAUACUCUAUCCCCACCUUCGUCGAGAGCCUCCACGGGAGCUGCAACAAUAUCCUCACGCACUGGCACUACAGGAACAAGCACCCGUGGCCACGAUCUCCCGACCCCAAGACCAAGAAGGGAACCUUUCUGAACCAUCUCACCGAUGAGCAGUACACCCUCAUCCAGGAGACGCUUCAAGACCCCGAGAUCCUCAAGCAGCUCGCCAUCUGGGAGGUGUACAAGAAGGAGAACGGCAAAAUUGAAAAGAUCAAACGACCCCAGAACCCCAACCACGUCGAGUACACGGGCAAGCAGGACAAGUUCGACUGGGACCACCCCUACUACUGGGUAGCCCAACUCUUCGAGCCAGACUGGCAAGCUCACCCCACGUACCAGCGAGAGCCAGUGCCCAAAUCUGCGGCAUCCUUGAUUAUCUCUUGA